Molecule: messenger RNA, 14529 nt
Organism: Xyrichtys novacula (pearly razorfish)
Lineage: Eukaryota; Metazoa; Chordata; Actinopteri; Labriformes; Labridae
Source: the annotation of a GenBank genome assembly
GUCGGCCUCCUUGGCUGAUCGGGGAACCGUCUUUACCGACACGUCCUUGUUUGUGCGUUUUAAUCAGCGAUUGGAAAAUAACAGGUAUUCUUAUUCGUCCGCCUCUCGCACCCAGAUACACCCAGUAGGGACGAGGGGAGAAAGAAAAUCAACAGAAGCCCCCUUUGACGCCCCGUUUGGCUCAAACCCUGCGCGUUAUUUUGCGGGGUAGGCAGCAGUGCGCAGGGGUAGAAACAGCCGGGCUGAAUCGCAACGUGUUUGUUAAGUGUCACCGCAGUCUGACUGUGUUUUCUAUGAGGCAGUCUGAUUUAAUGGGGCUGCCGUCAGCCCGUCUCCCCGCCUCUGGACAGAUGAUCGCCGCCUGAAUUUAAUCCCCUGAAGACGACUUUGUGGAUAUGGAAUGGUGCAUGCCGCUGGGCCAAGUUUUCAGCCUCUGAAAAACACCGGAAUCAUGGACAGUCAUCCGCUGUAAGUGUGUGUGUAUCGCUCUCUCUGUCUGUGUAUGUGUGUGUUGACGUUUCCCAGUGGCUGCUUUGACUGAUGGUGCCGCAUUGACAGAGACAGCGGCCAGCCGGUGUGGCUGUUCACUGACCGGGGAUCCGCGCUCUCAUACCCGGGGACAGACACCGAGCCUACCCGCCGCCGCUGCAGGAGGAUCUGAACCCGGUUGUUGUAGCCUUGAAUGUUGUCGUUUGGAUAACGGGGGUGUGUUGUGUUGAUGGCAGAGGGGAUAUCUGCUGUUCUGUAUGUGUAAAGUGCUAUAUUGGCCAUGUGUGUGUGGGUGUGUUUGUGACAGAAAACAAGGGCCAUGUGAUGCUAUGGGCAGCAUAAUUAUACCAAAGCGUUAGAGGUUUAAACAUGCAAGGAAGAGGCCAUUUGUUUGUGCAUAACUACUAAAAACACUGUGAGACACUCUAGGUUUUUAAGCUUUUUAUGCUUUUUUAUUCAUUCAGAUUUUCUGCUAAUUUGUACUCAAGCUUGGAAGUCACAAAUACAGUUCAUUACAGCGAAAUAGCUAAGUCAAUUGCGAUACUACAUAAAGUCAAGUAUCUUCUAAACCAGUCAUCGCUAUACACCUUGUAGCCUACUGUUCAUACAUUCUCCUUUACAUCACCUGUUGUGUGGACGUGUGGGGGAACACAUACAAAACAAACACGGAAACAAUAUACAAAACCCAAUUCCAUUGAAGUUGGGAAAUUGUCAUGAACGUAAAAUAAAAACAGAAUACAAUGAUUUGCAAAUUCUUUUCAACCUAUAUUCAAUUGAAUACACUACAAAGACAAGAUAUUUAAUGUUCAAACUGAUAAACUUUAUUGUUCUUUUGCAAAUAAUCAUUAACUUUAGAAUUUGAUGGCAGCAACAUGUGCCAAAGAAGUUGGGAAAGGUGGCAAAAAAUACUGAGAAAUUUGAGGAAUGCUCAUCAAACACCUAUUUCAUUGGCUCAUUGGGAACAGGUGGGUGCCGUGUUUGGGUAUAAAAGCAGCUUCCCCAAAAAUUCUCAUUCAUUCACAAGCAAGGAUGGGGCGAGGUUCACCGCUUUGUGAACAACUGCGUGAGCAAAUAGAGAGAGAGAAACAGAAACAUGAAUUUAUAUCAAUGGGCAACUUGCCUUUUUUUCUGAUAUAUUUUCUUUCUUCCGUGCUGUUAUUCCUACACAUAGUAACACAACAAUAAAGGGGUAGGACUAGGUAAGUUUGAUCAACUUCAUGCUACACCCUUUCGAACAAAGUAUGAUUAUCUAUCUGUUAUUCUACUGCACUUAUAUUACAGCUCUGACUCAAUGUCUAGAUGAGGUACUUCAUAUACAAAACCCAAUAAAGCCUAAAAGUGUGAUUCCAACAGUUGACUGAACGGUCUAUACAUGCAGUUUCCAACCUCUUGAACUAUUCCAGUCUUACUCAACUACCCCAAAAAUUAGCCAAAAAUUGAACAUGUAAUUUUAGUUCCUCAUUGAGAUUUUUAAACUAAAUACUAAAUAGUUAUGCAUGAGAUGAUCUUUUUUUAAUUCGUUUAUUUGACAGGGACAGUACAUCAGGCAUUGUUGCACCAAUUAAAAAACAACCGAUGCUGUGUAUGCAGGACUUCUAGCCGUGGCUAAUUUGAAGUCCUUGUCCCUGGUUAGACAGUGGAAAAUACAGCACAUAGUACAUAAACCACGAAAUAGACAGGUAAUCAUAUGUUUGCAUAAAAACAACAAGAAAGCAAACAUAACAAGCAGUUUCUUCUGCACACAAAAAUCCAGGGACUUACAUAUACACAUACAUACAUACACAUGCACACACAUAGAUACAUAUAGACACACAUACAUGCCAUAAUAUACAUAUAUGUAAGUUGUCCAUGUAGAUUCUCAUUCAUCCAGGUCAUGGUUUUCUUGAAGACUCCAAAAUCAGGCAACUCUACAUAGUCCAGUUAUAUGUAAGUUAAUGUUCACAGAUUUGUCUUUGUUUCAGCCAUAGUUUUGUUUUGAUAUUUGCUUUGGGCUUCUUUAGUGUUUUUAUUUCUGAUAGUAAUAUAUUCCAAAUCUGUGGACCUUUGACUGAGAAGGAAGACUGUCCAAAAGCUGUCCUGCGUUUUGCGGGUCUCCACUGACUGCUCCUCUUGUAGAAGCUCCUUUUUACGAGCAUUUUUCGAUAAUUUCUUUCCCUAUAUAGUAAUUCCCAAGGCUUUUUUUUUGCAUCAUUUGAUUUGGUUGAUACGGAAAUCACAAUUUGUUCCAGUUGACUCCAGUUGUCAGUACAAAUUACCUAUCACUCUGGUUUAGUUAAACAUGCCACUGCCAGGCUUAGAGUGACUUUGGGUCAAAAAUGCCAACCUUAAAGGACAAAGGUCCUACCCCUGCUGAGUAAAAGCUGACAAAAACGAAGAUUUUUUAUUGUUUGCAAAAUGGAAGUAGCACCAUGGUUGAAACACAAACACGUGCUCAUUUUAAAUUCAGUACCAGCAACACAUUUUAAUAAAAGUUCUGACAAGCGCAACAAAACUGACAAAGUUGUAUUAUGCUAAACUGGAGGAACCUCUCAACUAGUUAGGUUUAUUUUCAACAGUGUAGUAACAAGACUGUGUAUCAAAAAGGCAAUACCAGAAGGGCUGAGUCUCCAAAAAGUAAAGAUGGGAAGAGGUUCGCCCACUGUGAGAGACUUCAUGUUCAAAUAAGUCAGCAGAUCCAGUAAAAUGUUUCUCAGCAAGAAGGUGUAAAGAGUUUAUUUAGCAUUUUGAUAAUUUACAGAACAUAAUAUCCUCAAAAGAUUCACAGAACAGAGAGGAAACAGACAUGGCUCUGUAGUAGAAGUCAUGACAUGGGCUCAAUAUUUCUCCCAAAACUGUCCUCUGGGAGAAAUAUGUUCACUGUCUGUGAACUCAGUUUGUUGCUGCAUCCGGGUUCAACUCUACUAUGUAAAGAGGAAACCAUUUAUAAACAUGAUCCAUAAACAAUGGUGAUUUCCCUUGGCCCAAGCUCAUCUCAAAUGUAAAACUGUAGAGUGGAAAACUUCCCUGUUUGCUGACAAAUUAAAGUUUGACAUUCUUCUGGAUAUCAUGGAUGCACAUUCUCUGUUCUUCAGAGUAGAGGGACUUAUUCUAGGCACAGAGCUCAAAAGCCUGGAUUCACGAUGGCAUGGGUAUCCUACACAUCUGGGAGGCACCAUUAAUGUUGAACAGCAAAUGCAGAUUUAGGAGCAACAUACGCUCUCAUCCAGACAACGUUUUUUAUGAAGACGACUUUGCAUUAUAAAGCAAGACAAUGCAAAAUCACAUUUACAACAGCAUGGGUCUGUAGUAGAAGAGGUAUGAACUGGCUUGCCUGCAGUCGUCACCUGACAGCCAAUGGAAACAGUUGGUGAACCAUAAAAUGAAAAAUAGGACAUGGGAGACCCGGAGCUGCUAACAAUUUUAAUCUCAUAUCUCAAACAUGCACAGAGUGUUGUCAAAAGAGGAAGAGCUGAUGCAACACAAUGGCAAACAUGCCCUUGUCCCAACUUGUUAAGAACAUGUCGCUGCCAUCAAAUUUUAAAUGAGCUUAUAAUUAUUUUUAAACAACGAAAUGUCUUUAUGUUUUUUAGACGAUCUUUGCCCUUUUUUGGGGUGUAAAAUUACUUGCAAACCAUGACAUUCUUGUUCUAGUAACAUAUGACACAGCAUUUCCAACAGUUUUUAAAAUCAGAUUUUCAAUCACAGGAAAAAUUUGAGCAACAUGUGGUCAUUUUUUUCUCAAAUAGACCUAUUCUGCCAAAGUUUUAGGAGUCAAAAAGAAACAAAGAAUAAAAUCUCAUUAUUUGUCCAGCCUGACUCAGCAGUCACUUAAUGAAGUCAAGGCCAAUUUAUUAUCCUGGUCCUCAGGGGUCCCAAAUUCUCAAGGUCCGUUGUGUGUCAGCUGGUCCAGGCAAUUGAGUAACUACUUGUUUGAAUCGUUGCUAAUGUACAAAAUAAACUGCGAGAUCGGGAUUAUUAGCAGAGUUUGUGGCUUUGUUUUGUAGAUGGUCUGUCUGUCAACAGUCUUUUCAUAACAACCUAAUUGAAACAUAUACUGUUGAGCUCAUUUUCUGAAUAUAGCUAAAUGAAAUGAAAAUAUAGAAAGAACCAGCUUGAACUUGUGCAGCCUGAUUAAACAGCCUGUUUAGGUGUUUAUUCAGUUUGAGCUACUUGGAAAUUGUAGUUUGUGGUGCUGUUAAACUCUUUUGACCUGUAUUGAGAAAUUAGUUCCACAGUUAAAAACGUCAAACAUAAAUGGGAUUGUUUCAUGCGUGCCUGCAGCAUUGAAAAGCGGUGACUCUCACUACAAUCAAUGACCACAAUGCCCUGAAUAGUUCACACCAUACGCUGUCAAUAGUUGUCAUGGGGACUGUUUUGUACAAAGUCUUUUAUUGUGAUGGAAGCAUGGCUUUGUCUGCAAAUGUUGGAUCAUGAUGCCAAAAGCUCAAGGCUAGAAACGUGAAAAGGUACAUACAAAAGGCUCUCACUUUGUCAACUGCGGGUGAAGUGACCCUUCAGCAGUGAAUGAUAUUUCAGGAUUCAAGCAGUGUAACUACUUUAUUUGGAAUAAAACACAAUGUUCCUCUGUUUUAAAUUUAAAUUUAUUUUGAUGAUUUUUUCCACUUAUUUUGUGUGAGGGUUUUUUUUUCUGCCUUUGUUCAUGGGAAAACUGAGAGGAGUCAGGAGGAGGGGUUGGGUGAUGACACAGUAUGUGGCAAAAGACCAAAGUUCAGAGUCGAACCUGAGAUCGCUGCAUUAAGGACUGUCACCGCAGCACAUGUGGCAGACACUCUUAUGGCUCAUUCAGUUUUUAUAAAAGUGACAUUUAAAGCUCCUGUGAGGAGUUUUUGGAUGUUUCCGAAAUACACUAAAAUUUGUAUUGAUGCCUUUUUAUAAUAUCCAAAAGCAAACAAGACUAUCAGCUACAGGAUUGAAGAUUUUUUUUUUGUAUCCUUAUUUUUAAUGCCUAACAACAGUGUUCAUUUGUUCAGUUUGACAUUUUAAGGAUUUACACACCUACUCCACUUUACCCCUAGCUCAUAAGGUAAUUAUUGUCACUGUUAGAGUAACUCAUUAAUUAGUUUGGUUGUAUUUUUUGUCUCUUUCAAAACCUGCAGACGAUCAGUAUGCUGCAGGCAGAAGAAGGCAUAUGGGUCAUGUUUGGAAUAGUAAACAAAUGGACUUUCUGAGGGCAAAAAAAAGCCUGAAAUUUUUCCAUAUAGUGGUUUCACUUACACCAACAUUAGUAUUUAAAAACAGCUACAUUUUGAGGUAGAGUUGACCUCAUCUAUGGCAGUUAAUAGCCUAGAUUCUGUGCCUAUUUCUUAACAAGCUGACCAGCACCUCACUAAAAAACAAAAAACCCUCGUACUUUUCUUUUAACCACAAUACUAUCCUUUGAGUCCAUGCACAAAGGGAAUCAAACCGAGGACAUAAAUAGUAACAGCAUAUGCUAAUUGCCAACAGUCAAAACAACUCUACUUUUGGAAACAGACCCAUCUGUCCAGGAUUUGAACAGAUGACAAACAAUCUCCUAAAAUAGAUGAUUUGAGCAGAAGCUCUUGUUCUACUUGUUUUAAGUGUUUUUCUUUUAUGAAAGAUAACUCUUUCUCUUCUGUUCUGUAACACUGUUAAAAAAAAUACAUAUGCACGUGUCUGUUUUGUUCAGGUGUACCAGACUCUGUCCACACACUCUGGACAAAGAAGAUGGAGUGGAGAGGCAGGGUCCCGUCACGCUCAACCCUCGGCACAUGAGGAAGGCGUUCAAAGUCAUGAACGAGCUGCGCAGGUGACGUACAUUUCAGCUUCCCAAAUCUUCUGAUCGCCCUUCCGCUGAUUUAAAAAUCUAAUCUGCUUUUUUUCAACCUCUUAAUUGCCUUUGCAGCCAGAGCUUAUUGUGUGACGUGACCAUAGUUGCAGAGGAUGUAGAGAUCUCUGCUCACAGGGUGGUGCUGGCUGCAGGGAGCCCUUACUUUCAUGCUAUGUUCACAGGUGAGGAGCCUCCUCUGCACAUGCUUUAUUAUUUUCUUGCUGAGUUGAUUUGUCCUGUGAUGUAUUGGAUGUGAAAUAUGUGCAUGUUACAAACAGGUGAGAUGGCAGAGAGCAGGGCAAAGCGAGUGAGGAUAAAGGAGGUGGACGGCUGGACUCUGGGUCUUCUGGUGGAUUACAUUUACACAGCAGAGAUCCAGGUUACAGAGGAGAAUGUGCAGGUGAGCUUAAAUCAUAAAUGUGUGAUAUGACAUCCAUACAUCCCACACUGCAUUUUACCUUCUUUUUUUACUUUAUUAUUGUGAGUGCCACAAUUUUAAAGUCCCACUCCGUUUGUUUGUUUGUUUGUUUGUUUUUUACUACUUAAAGUGUUCUCAGUGGUCUUUAAAUUGUUUUUACCAAAAUCAUGUUACCUGUGUCAUUUUCAAGAGCUUUUCUUCUGCAGAGCUCUAGUAGCUCAUUAGCAAGUCGCCUCUGAGGGGGGGGGGGCAGAGACAGCGCUGCUCUGCGUGCUCGUCUUCAUGUUAGCUUGCAGCCUAACAUUGCCGGUGUGGUAGAAGUGGCAGGUAACAUAGGAGCUAUAUCAUAAUAUCAUAAUUAGCUUUCUUACGAGCAUUUCAAUCCGCUAACACACACGCUUGUUCCAUGAUCGCCCUUUGUAUUUCUCCUCUAUAUAUACAGAUUGUGGCCUACAUAGCAGGGCUCUGGGGCAGAGCUUGGAUUUGUUACGUAUGUCAUCUCACUGUUUCUGAACCUGCUGUUUGGGUCUGCCAGAGAUUCACAGCGAUUUGAAUGAAGAAAUACUCAGAAAAGCAAUUUCGUAUUUAGUUGAUAUGAACAUAUAAUAAACAAGAAAAACAUGAUUUGCAUCAGAGUGGGUCUUUAAGGGCUUAACAGCUUCUGUGUAACUGUUUACUUUAAUAACAUAGUCUGAUAAACUGGUGUUAAUCUGGCUACAUAAAGAGUCUUUACUGUCUAUGGUGUUUUUAAGCACACACUGACAUAGAAUUUUGAGUCAGGGGGUUUGGGGAUUAAAUUGGAUAAUGUUUUCAUUUGUGUAGCAGAUUGGUAUGUUAUCCAGCUUAACCCAGCUCCCUGUCAACCCCUUAAAAGCAGUUCUUUAGAAAACAAAAACAACUGCAAAUAACAAGUAUGAAUAGCUUGUGCCCUCAGGUAACAUUUCAUUUUGUAAUGGCUGCAACCAAGUCAGACUUAACACAAGAAAGGUGCACAUUUGGUCAACCAAAUAAUUAGAACAUUGCUAGUUUGCACCAGAAAUAUUACUCUAUUAACAAAUACUAACAAUAUUUUUAUUUAUCUUGGAUGUUUUCAAGACUAACUUUUCUUUUUUCAUCUGUAUUUGAGAGCAUAAAACUUUAAAACUUACAUCAGUCAGUCAGGUUAGUCAGGAUUUUAAUUUUCAUCUGGACAUCUAGGAAACUUAGUAGCACUUCACUUGCACCCAAUUCACAACAUGACAGUAGUUUUAUUAUCUAUAACUCUACCACACUUAAGUUUUUUUUUUUUUACUUUUGCCAUAUUCCUGUUAUGUUUGUUGAAGUUCUCUCUACAUCGUGACCACAUUUGGUUAGUUGAGGACCCUCAGAAAUAAAAAGAAAAAAAUGAAAGUCAUUGGCUAUUUGCGGCCUAUAAUCAUCUAAUUAUACUGUUCAGCUGAAAUGAUAUAAUUGUAUGGUUUACCCCCUAUCUGUGCACCCCUACCUGUGCUAAGUAUGGCCAGUGCAAGAGUCAUCUGCAAGCUACAGCUAGCACAUGAACCACAAAGAAAGGUAGUUCGAUACAGUUGUAACCCAUUGCGUAAUAUUCCUGUAUGUGUUCUAAUAAUUUGGACCUAAAAGCGGUAUGCUUAAUCACAAUAAUCAUACUGUUUGACAUCAGAUUGCUGCUCAGGUUAGAGUAAUAUGAGAUAACUUUACUUAAUUGAACUUUUAAAUCCAUACAGUAUACUCCAUUGUUUUUACAUCUUUAAUUUUUUUUUUUAAUAGGGCAACUUUACUAAUCUAAAUAGGGUAGAAAUCCCAGAAUGAAGGAGACAGACAAUUUUUCUUGGACUGACAGACAUGCAAUAAAAGCUGUUUGUGCAGAACAGACAAGGCAAAGAAUCAUCUGUUAUUCAAAUACUAGAGCACAAACCCAACAUAGUUAAACAUGAAGAAAAUAAGUGAAGUUAAAGUUUGUUGAGUAAGUGUGAAACUCACUUGAUAAAUAUCAGUCACAUGUUCACAACUCUCCGGCAUGAUUUUAAAUUGCUGCCUUGUCUGCAGGGAACAGCAAGACUAAUCUAAGGAGAACUAUAAGAUUCUUCUCGUCAGUAUUUAUAGUUUCAGAAACACAGAUCUUGUUUUAUAAUCCACUCAAAUGCAUUUUAUUAGAUAAGCCUUUCUUUCUACAGCAGCAGCUUCAGCAAGAGCAGUUUAGUUUCUCAGUUGUCGAAACUGUUGCUGUGGAAAACAAGUUGUUUUUGGAGGCUAAUCCUGUCAUAAUGGUGGUUUCUCUAUGCCAGGCCAACCUUUCAUUGCUUUAAAUGGAUUCAUCUGCAUUUUAAACAACUAAAUUGAGGAUGUUUUAUUUGUGUGUGUUCGUUUGAUAGGCAUUGCUUCCCGCGGCGGGCCUGCUCCAGCUGAAUGAGGUGAAAAAAGCUUGUUGUGAGUUUCUGAGCUCUCAGCUUCAUCCGUCCAACUGUCUGGGAAUACGAGCAUUCGCCGACCUGCACGCCUGCUCUCAGCUCCUCACCCAGGCCAACAGCUAUGCAGGUUUGUGUGUGUGUCGCUCUGCUGAAAGGGGUUUAGCUGUGAGUGUAAAUCCUGGAAGACAUGGGAUGGGGAAUUAGGUGGAGUUCUAAAGAAACUUGACAAAGAGGAAUCAGAAAAAAAGGAGGAAAACUGUGUAAGUAUGUUUUUCUUUCUCAUGUUAGAGCAACAUUUCACUGAGGUGGUUGGGAGUGAAGAGUUCCUCAACCUGGGAAUGGAGCAGGUGUCCAGCCUGAUCGCCAGUGACAAGCUAACCAUCCCCACUGAGGAGAAGGUACACACACACUUUCACACACUCACCCUGUUUAGUGCACUGAGAUAGGGAGAGUUGUCUUGCCAGUUGUGCUUAAAGUUUGUCCCUCUUAUUAUGUAGGUUUUUGAGGCAGUGAUAGCCUGGGUUAACCAUGAUAAAGAUGUCCGACAGGAACACUUGGCUCACCUGAUGGAACAUGUUCGCCUACCGCUUCUCUCCAGAGAAUACCUGGUGCAGGUAUGAGAGCCUGCAGGAAACAUCUACAAAGAAAAUGAUAUUAAAAACAAAAAGUAUGAAAAAUAUCAUUUAAAACAUAGAAAUAUCUGUUGGCAUGAUAAAAUGAGUACAAAAAGUUGUUACGGUGAAGUAAAGAGAAAAUGUUCCUGAAUAUAAGAGGAUAAGGCUGUCCAACAUUUACAAAGCAAGUAGUACUUUCCAUUUAUUUGAUGGUUUUAGUCGCACAAUCACAACAGAAUGUACUGAAGCUCUUUGUCAGUUCUGUCUGCUGACUCUCACUGUUGUGUUGCAUUAGAGGGUAGAGGAGGAAUCUCUAAUAAAGAACAGCAGUGGGUGUAAAGACUACCUGAUCGAGGCCAUGAAGUAUCACCUACUGCCUGCUGACCAAAGAGCUCUGAUGAAAACUGCACGCACACGCAUGAGGACGCCAGCUUGCUGUCCCAAGGUAUUCUUCACGAGUACAAGCUUUUGCAGCGAUUACGCUCAGUAUGCACGAUGAAAACAAAAAUCUAAAUUCAUUCUGACUGGCUUCUGCUCAGGUGAUGGUUGUGGUUGGAGGACAGGCUCCCAAGGCGAUCCGCAGCGUGGAGUGUUAUGACUUUGAAGAACAGAGAUGGUACCAGGUGGCUGAGCUGCCAACCAGGAGGUGCAGAGCAGGUAGGAAACCCAAAAUGCAUCCAAAUUAAGACGCUUGGAUCUUUCCAAAACCUGAGAGACGUCUCCACCAAUGGCGUGCUUGUAAAAAUUAAGUUUAUCAGCAGGUCAACAGCAGACAAAGUGUUUCCACUGAUGAACUAGUCUUAUUCUAUCGUUCUUGAAAUGAGUGAAGAGUAUGCUGGGAGAAUAUUUAAUGUCAUGCAGUAAAUCUGUGACAGAUUAUAUAUCAAAUUUGCUGGGGAAGCUAACACUAGCAUCUAUGCCUACUUCUGGAGCAUCCAGAGGCCUUUCUCAGUUUUUUCCUGAGACUUAUGAUCAAGCAUGACUCAAACAUCUCAUAUGAAGUUGUGUUUUCAGAUUCUAUGAGCUAUUGAAGUUGGGGAUGUGGUGAUGCUCAAAUAUUAUGUCUAAGCUGAAGCCAUAGUCACCUGCCACUAGGAAGAGCUGUAGCUUCCUAGAUGUAAACAAGCACAGAGGAUAGAUGACAUCUCAAAGCAUGGCAAGGGUUGGCAGUAUUUUGAUCUUGGAAACAGAGAUAAGGUUAUGUUAUAAAGCUCUGUCUAGUGAAACAGGAAUAUAUCCACCCAGUUGGAUCAGUGUAUAAUCAGUACACAUAUGUGGACAUUAACCUGUAAGUAGGACUGAAGCCUAACCCUAGUGCCCGCUGUGCUAAGGUUGGCAACACUCAGUAAACUAAAUUGACAGCUUUUGCCUGCAGACUCUGUGAUUUGGUGUUAAGUUGUAUUUAAUUAAAGAAGAUACAAUUUUGACUGUUUAUUUCAGUAUUUUCUUACCCUUCCAGAUGAGAUGGCUGGUUGGAAUUUAAAUAUGUCCUAGAGCUAGAACAGCUAGAAAAUUGGGCGCCCAGAAAAUCUGUAAUCAAAGUUUGCCCAUAGAAUGGACAGCAUCUGCCUCCUCACUGGGUGAAGCCACUCAGAGAACAGCGCCCUCUGAUGACGGGCUGCAGCAUAGGUCAUAAAUACUGCCUCUACCAGCAAAGCUUAUGGGGCUGUGGACAAACUUUAGAAAUAUAUUACACAGAACAAAUCCUGAAGCAUUGUUGUGUAUGCUCCAGUCAUGUUCCCUCUGUUGGUUUUUAAUGAGCAGUUUUAAAGGUUAAGUCUUAUUUGGGUCAUUAAUCUGUUUUUCUUAUGUUGUCUUUUAGGUGUGGUGUACGUCGGCGGUUGUGUUUACGCUGUGGGUGGUUUCAAUGGUUCUCUCCGUGUGCGGACGGUCGACUGCUACGACCCGAUGAUGGAUCGCUGGACGAGUGUGAGCAGCAUGCAGGACCGCAGAUCAACAUUAGGGGCAGCUGUGCUCAACGGGCUGCUGUAUGCUGUGGGUGGCUUUGACGGCAGCACAGGUGCAGUAAUGUUUUUAAGACAUAAAUUAAAAACAAUUUUAUUCUUACAGAAUGUUAAAAUGACCAAAAAAAUCCUGUUUAUGUUUUUAAUGUUUUUGUUGCAUGUUCUGUGUGUGUAUGCAGGUCUGUCCACAGUUGAAGCAUACAACGCAAAAACAGAUGAGUGGUUCCAUGUGUCACCAAUGAGUACCAGACGCAGCAGUGUGGGAGUGGGUGUCGUAAAUGGUGAGUUAAAUUUCCACUUCAGGUUUACCAUCAGUAUUUAGAAAUGGAUCAAAGCGAAGAUAUAAUUACAAAAAAAGUGGGAGGUACAAUUUUUCCUAAGUGCAUUUAUAAAUUUUAAUGCAACAGUUUGCAGAGACAUAAACUGGGUUGUAAUUUUCUGGCCUAACAAUGAUUAUUUUUCCAUUUGUAGCACUAAGGUGGCUUCAGAAGGCUAAAAAUACCGCUUUUAUUGGUCUCUAUUGCGCCUGUUGGGAGCGAUGAAAUGGAAGCAUUUCUCCUGUGUUUUUCAGGGAUCAUGUAUGCAGUAGGAGGUUAUGAUGGUGCAACCAGGCAAUGUCUGAGCACAGUAGAAGCGUAUAACCCUAAAAGCAACACCUGGAGCUACAUCGCAGAGAUGGGCACGAGACGCAGCGGAGCGGGUCAGUGUGUUUUCAGAUCCGGAAAAAUAACAGAUUCCAGUCAUCCUCGCAGAAUUUUGCCAUGCUCUAAGAUCUUGUUCAACACUCUUUCUGCUUUGUGUCAAUUGUUGUCCUCAGGUGUAGGCGUGUUAAAAGGUUUACUGUAUGCCGUGGGGGGUCACGAUGGUCCACUGGUGAGAAAGAGCUGUGAAGUUUAUGAUCCAGCUUCGAACAGCUGGCGGCAAGUAGCUGACAUGAACAUGUGUCGACGUAACGCAGGUAAAGCAGACUUUCUGACAGAGAGUUCUCGAGCUGUUUUGUGCAACACAUUCACAAAUAUUCAUCCUGUGUUUGCGUGUGUGUUUGUUUGUAGGUGUGUGUGCUGUAAAUAAUGUACUCUAUGUGGUGGGAGGAGAUGAUGGCAGCUGCAAUUUGGCCUCCGUGGAGUUCUACAAUCCAAACUCGGACAAGUGGACGCUACUGCCAACCUGCAUGAGCACAGGACGCAGUUAUGCAGGUUUGUAGGCGACACGUGAGAAAACAUGAUGGACACUUUCUUACUAAACCGUCAUUGUCCGCCUAAACUAUUGUCAAAAAAGAGAUGAACCUCAGCCAAAGCUCACGAUUAGGAUUUUUGUUGACCUUUUGUAAAAUCACUUCAUUUUUCUUCUCUUUUUUCUUUUCUUCAGGUGUGACUACAGUCGACAAGCCUUUAUGACUGCUCUUCACUCCUGCUGCUGACUCUGAGCAGAGCAUAUUCUCCUGGUGAAAACUGAUCUUGGAUCUGUCUGUGAUGCCAGCGCUUCGAUGUUGGGCAGCAUUAGCACAGGCUCUGGGGAAGAUGAAGAAAAGUGACAAGAUUGUUGUUGUUUAUGAGGAAGAGGAUAAAGAUUUUUGCACUUAACCUGCACGAAAGGAGGGUGUAACAAACGGAGGGGGUGUAGAGCCCGUGUUUUAAUGCCCACCUGGCAGGACUGCCACAGCAACUGCACCACUGCAGUGUCAUUGAAACACUACUGAUAUGAAGCUACUAUAACUGCAAAGUUACCUUGACUUUAGUAUCGCUAACAUGAACCAGCGAGGAGAGGAAGGCAGAGAAAGACCCCUGGGACUAUAAAUCUUUGUUUCUCCUUUGUUUUUAUCCUCCUGAAAGUGUCUCAGAUGAGUGUGUGUGUAUGUACGUGUGUGCGCUUGCAUUUAAAGGUGCUCCUUUGCUUGCACAUGUGAGCAUGUGUGUCUGUGUGCAUCUGAGUUCUUCUGUGGUGAAUCAACGCCGCAUGAAUGCACUCUGUCUGACCUCUGACCUUUUUACAGUGUUGCAGUGUGCCUGAAUGUCACAUUACACCCCUGCCUUCCCUCUUCCUUCUCCUGUGUAACGCCUCAAGUACUGUUACCAGACAGAGCACAGCUGGACCAUGUUCUUGGAGGAAAGGAAUCCGUUUGAGCACUUUGCCUCAUGGUGUGCUGGUUGCAUUAGCCAGUUAUGAGAGGAGCAGUUACAGAAAAUGUACAUUUCUUGAAAAAAUAAAAUAAAAGAAGCUGCUUUCACUGGAAUAAAAUCCCUCUGGUACAGGAGAGGAAUCAUCCAUGUUGCCAAAAACAGUGACAGACGGAGAGAAAAGCUGUUUGAGAUGAAAACAGUCGGAUGUCUCAGUGCUUUACUGUCACCUGGCAGCCAUCUUUGCUGUGGUUGUAACCACUAACGACAGCCUGAACUCACUGCAUGGUCCCUGAUUUCCUCCUCUCCUGUUUUGGUGUAGCAACCCUGUUAUCUACUGCACACCCUGACGUACUAUGAAUGUGCCAAUUUUAAUAUGUCUCUUUAUUUCUGUCUCUCUUCUUUACUACUUUACUAAUCUGUUCUCUCUUUCUCUCUUUUUCUGGGAAGUGACCAAACCUGUUCUCGUAUUUCUUUUUCUUCAGCCUCUUUCUCUUUCCUCUCCUCUUAUAUUUAAAAGAAAAAAAAAAGGUCUUCUAUAAUAUUAAAUGGUAUCGCUAUUUCUUGUCAGUGUAUUGAGGAAUGUCAUGUAGGCUAAUGACUUUGCAAAUGAUUCAUUACUUGUUUUAUAUUAUCAUUAAUAAAUAUGCUUCUUGUAUUUAAAGCUGUGAAAUGAUAUAAUCUGUUUUUAAAACUUUGCCAAAUCAGUAAAACAUUGAAAUGGAAAAACA